CUGUGCGGGACCGAGAGGCAAAGUGCGGGGACGCUCCGGAGAGAAGAGGAAACCGUGGGGGCGGGACUCCGCCGCAGAGCAGGAUCCCCGGGGCGUGGAGCGGGACUUCUGGGGAACACCGAGCGCCCGGGAGCGAGCGGACCGGGAACCCCGGAGGCCAGGCGACACCGCUCGGGCUCGGUUCUAUGUAAUCUCAUUGGGCAACAACAGUGGAACUCGUCUGUCCAAAAUGGUUUAUGGUGAAUUUUUCCGCAGACCUGGCAAAGAUGCAGAACUUAUCAAUUUGAAUGUGGGUGGCUUUAAGCAAUCUGUGGAUCAAAGCACCUUGCUCCGAUUUCCCCAUACCAGACUCGGAAAACUUCUCAAGUGCCAUUCAGAAGAGGCUAUUCUAGAGCUGUGUGAUGAUUAUAGUGUGGCAGACAAGGAAUAUUACUUUGACAGGAAUCCUUCCUUGUUCCGAUAUGUUCUGAACUUUUACUAUACGGGCAAACUUCACGUUAUGGAAGAGCUUUGUGUCUUUUCCUUCUGCCAGGAAAUAGAGUACUGGGGGAUAAACGAGCUGUUUAUUGAUUCCUGCUGCAGCAAUCGGUACCAAGAACGGAAAGAGGAAGGUCCUGAAAAAGACUGGGAUCAGAAGAGCAACGACAGUAUGGACUCCUCCAAUGAAGAGUCAUCCAUAUUUGAUAAAGAGCUAGAAAAGUUUGAUAAUCUGUGUUUUGGUGAAAUAAGAAAGAAGAUCUGGGUCAGGAUGGAAAAUCCUGCAUACUGCUUGUCUGCCAAGUUAAUUGCCGUGUCAUCCCUGAGUGUUGUUCUGGCAUCAAUUGUGGCCAUGUGCAUUCAUAGCAUGCCAGAAUUUCAAAGGCUGGAUGCCAGUGACAGGGAGAUUGGAGACCCUGUGCUGGAAGCUGUGGAGAUUACGUGCAUCAUCUGGUUUACUGCUGAGCUAGUGAUCAGGCUCUUCACUGCUCCAAGUCAAAAGAAGUUCUGGAAGAAACCACUGAACAUCAUCGAUUUUGUCUCUAUUAUCCCAUUUUAUGCCACACUGGCUGUGGACACAAAGGAAGAAGAGAGUGAAGAUAUUGAGAACAUGGGAAAAGUGGUUCAGAUCCUACGGUUAAUGAGGAUAUUUCGCAUCCUGAAACUGGCCAGGCACUCCGUAGGACUGCGGUCUUUGGGAGCCACUUUGAGACACAGCUACCAAGAAGUUGGACUUCUGCUUUUGUUUUUGUCAGUUGGGAUUUCUAUCUUUUCAGUGCUUGUCUACUCAGUGGAGAAAGAUGAUGACUCAUCAGAGCUGCAGAGCAUCCCUAUUUGCUGGUGGUGGGCAACCAUCAGCAUGACCACUGUUGGUUAUGGGGACACUUACCCGGUCACACUUGCUGGAAAGCUGCUCGGCACCCUCUGCAUUAUCUGUGGGAUACUGGUGGUAGCACUUCCAAUCACCAUUAUUUUCAAUAAGUUUUCUAAGUACUACCAAAAGCAAAAAGCUAUUGAUAGAGACCAGUGCAACAAUGAUCGCAAAGAGAAAAGCAAUGACCUACCCUAUUUUAACAUUAGGGAUAUUUAUGCAAAAAAGAUGCACUCCUUCAUUUCUAGCCUUUCUUCAGUAGGAAUUGUAGUCAGUGACCAAGAUUCAACAGAUGCCUCCAGUAUCCAAGAUAUGGAGGAUGUUUAUAACACAGUAUCUUUAGAGAAUGGUACAGGAAAAUGAAUUGAAUCACAUUUGCUUCUCUUUAUUUCUCUUCUGAUUCUUUGUAAAUGUGGACUGACAAACUUCAGUGAAUUCAUUAAGAGCAGUCAAUUCUCAGGGUUCUUAACUCAGCCAUAUUUGGACAUUCUUUGCUCUGAGGAUGCCAUAAAAGCUUCAUUGUUUAUAUGAGGCUUUAAAAUAUGCCUCAUAUAGUGGUUUAUUUUUUACACAACUAGUGUUAUGCAUUUUUGGGGACAAAAAAUUGGGAAAAGAGUUUUACAUGUGAGAUAAGUGUUUUUUUUUUUUUGUUUUGUUUUUUUUUUUUAUGGGUUUUUUUUUUUUUUUUUUUU
Molecule: messenger RNA, 2040 nt
Organism: Lonchura striata (white-rumped munia)
Lineage: Eukaryota; Metazoa; Chordata; Aves; Passeriformes; Estrildidae
Gene: KCNS3
Product: potassium voltage-gated channel modifier subfamily S member 3
Biological process (GO): action potential; potassium ion transmembrane transport; protein homooligomerization
Cellular component (GO): voltage-gated potassium channel complex; membrane
Molecular function (GO): protein binding; voltage-gated potassium channel activity
Source: RefSeq, a predicted model, not a curated record